AUGGCUUCACAGGCGUCUGGAAGUAAUUUGAACCGUCCCUCUUUUGCGAAUAUUGUGGCCAUGCCCGCGUUGCCCAAAUCACAAGACCAUCCUGACGAGUCAGAACAUCACAUGAACGCAGAAUUCCAAAACCCGCUGCAAACAGGGUUAGGCUUAGGAGAAUCGCACGAUGUACCUCUCGACGCUUACGUACAAGGCAUUGAGGACGGUGUCGAACGCCUUUCAAUGACUGAAAAACACGGGCUAGAGUUUUCUCAGUCUCCUGACGAAGUCCGUGGUACUGGAAUGCUUCAGAGAGAAGCAUCCUUCGAAGAUGACCAAACACACCUAUCCAACAGUUCCACAAAGCCAACAAGUUUCGACUCGAAGAGUAUGGCAUCAGUCACCACAUUUGCAAUGGAUGAAAAGGAUUCUUUGCGCCCUGAUGAUAGUGCAAGCGUCCAGGCAGCUGAUGAAGAUGAUUCUUUGUCUGGGCCUGCGUCUGGUGCCCCUAAUUCACUUACUGGGUCUGACGCUGGUGUGAGGGCGUAUCGAGAUAACAUCAAAGAUGGUAUCCUUCAGCGACCAAGAGGCGUAUUGCCUAUGCCCAUACAACGAUAUCCUGAUGGUGAUAUUGGAGUCACAGGUGCCAUCCCACCUGAUUCCGUGGCUAAUAACUUCAUUGUUAGCAACCAGGCUGAUUUUGUGCCUGGAAAGUCUCUCAAUGGGUAUGCUUUAGAACCUGAUGAGAAGCUCCUUGAGGCUAUGGGGUCACCCAAAGAUCGCUUGUUCCUGCUGCAGCUUGAGGAGAUGAUUCGUGAAUUUAUUCAAGACUCAAAAGAACAAUCACUUGAAUUACCACCUUCCAAUGCAUUUGGACGUCUUCUUGCACACAAACUUGGAGAUUACUAUCACCUGACCCAUUUUGUGGACAAUAACGUCACAUCAGUACGGUUACACCGGACGCCUUUCUGCAGACUGUCAGUAUACGUUCUCACCACUUCCUCAUCUUUUAUGCUCACCAAUUUUAGUCCGACGCCUUUGUCGCUUCUCCGGCCUGUCGAAUCCCACAACACACCUCCACCUAAUGCACCGGCUAUGAAGAUUAUGCGCCGUAACGAUGACCGAAAUGUAGGAGAGAAUGGUACAACUAACUCUUCAGGCCCCUCGAAACCCGUUUCGGAAGCUGAUGGAGAGGGUGGCAACGAUGAAGACCGCGGAGGAUCAUCUGCAGGAGCCACACCAGCGAAAGAUCGGUCGGCGAUGACCCGGGAAGAGCGUGAGGCCAAAUAUCAAGAAGCAAGAGAAAGAAUCUUCCGGGAUUUCCCAGAGUCUAAGUCGGUGGACUCAUCUGCUGGGGACAAUAGCGCGAACAUCUCUCGUUCAAGUUCUACCAGCGGCCGCAAGAAGAAUUUCAGGCAGAAAACCCCCCACGACGACUCUUUUGAAGCAAGAUCUCAGUUCAAUGCGUAUUAUCCUGGGAUGUCCUAUGCAAAUAACACAGCACCAGCGCCGAUGAAUAACGGAGCGACUUACGGCCAAAACCAUUACACGGGUGGKCCGAAUGUAUCCUCGCCCACUAUGAACUACCCACAAGGCACAUCUGCUGGGAACGUCUACCAGAACAACGUGUCUCAAUAUCAAAUGAACACGAUGCCUAUGGGUCAGGCCCAUACAUGGCAAGGCCCUGCUGUACCUCAGCAGUCACCUUACCAAGGGUACGCUGCUCUCAACCAGCCACAGACGAUGAUGGGCCAGCAAACCCAAUCAGGCCCAAUGGCAGCCAUGAACAACUAUCCUGUCCCUAAUCCAGCAGCAGCAUACCCCCCUAACACAUCAACACCUUGGACAGGUCAGCAGUAUCAAAACAAUUAUCCUCAAGCUGUUCAACGUAAUGCGCAUUGGCCUAAUUACCCCUCACACCCUAUGGCUACCAAUACCAAUCCAUAUUCUUACGGCCAACAGAUGCCUAACCAGCAAUACCCGACGCCUCAAGGUCACAACUCUCAUCAAAUGAUGGGCAAUUUCAACCGGACCAUGUUCAACCCGCAAACUCGGUCUUUUGUGCCAACCGGAAACCCGACAACAGGUCGAUACGCCGCCAAAGGAGUGAACCAUACAGGUGGAGUAGCAUACAACAACCCCCAGUCGAAUGUGCAGCGGCAGAAAUGGUCGGGUCAGGGAGACCCUAGCGGUCAAUCGAUGGCAUAUGGAUCGCCGUAUCCGAACAACAGCCGUUCCAAUAGCAAUGCCACCAGUCCGACAAUGCCUCGUGUUACACAGCCCAUACCCAACGAUUCGAUUGCUAAAUGGGGGACUCCGGCUCAUCUUCCGCCCAAGCCGCCCCCAUCCGAGGUUCCCUCACGCAACCUUGCCGCACCGACAACGCCUUUUCCAAACAAUGGUGCCUCCCAACAUAAUCAAUCAGGAGGACCACUGAUCAUUUCCGGGGGGUCUUCCAACAUGCCAAAGUCUGGUGCGGAUUAG
Talaromyces amestolkiae is the source of this 2466-nucleotide messenger RNA. RefSeq lists its product as uncharacterized. Gene Ontology annotation, molecular function: nucleic acid binding. The transcript is spliced from 3 exons. NCBI's taxonomy places the organism in Eukaryota, Fungi, Ascomycota, Eurotiomycetes, Eurotiales, Trichocomaceae. Gene Ontology annotation, biological process: galactose metabolic process. Bases 1 to 2466 code for a protein of 821 amino acids. The record is from RefSeq and is a predicted model, not a curated record.